UUGCCUUUAGCUUGCUGUCAGUUUGCGUUAAGUAUCGUCUAAACAAACUUUGAAUAUUAUGCAGUUUUCUAAGAUAAUUAUAUUCGCCAGCAUUUUGAUAGGCGUAGCCUCUAUGCUUUGGUUUUUUAUAGCCGCUUUGGUGCGAGAACGUAUCCCUAAUGUUUUGAAACCUAUGGACGGCUACAUUUUUGAUUAUGCGGUGGUUGGCGCUGGUAGCGCCGGUUGUGUAGUGGCUUCUCUUUUGUCCAAAUAUAGCAAUGCUACUGUCUUGCUAGUGGAAGCUGGUUCGAGUUUCGGUUUUCUUAGUAAAAUUCCUUUGCUUACCACUUUCCAACAAAAAGGUUUAAAUGAUUGGAACUUUGUAACGGUUACUCAGAAAUAUUCAUCCAAAAGCUUAGCGCAACAGCGUCAGUUUUUACCGCGUGGAAAAGGACUUGGCGGUUCGUCCCAGCUAAACUAUAUGUUACAGUAUGAAGGCUUUGAAGGUGACUUCGAACGGUGGGCCAGCGAGUACUAUUUAAAGGAUUGGCAAUGGUCUACAAUAAAGCCAUACUUACAGGCUGCCCAAGCUAAGCCUUAUGAACGUUUGGAUAUUCCCGCCACCUAUUCGAAAAUCACUUAUGCCUUUUCGCAAUUACACAGUGAAUUCGUGCACAAAUCGUGGAAGUACCGCGCGGCACAAUAUAAUAUCAAAAAUGGUUUAAGAUUUAAUGUUCUCGAGAGAUUUCUACAGCCCGCCUAUCUUCAUAAUAAUCUACGGAUUAUGACCAACACAUUGGCCAAGCAAAUCGUGUUUGUUAGAGACAAAAAUGGCAAACAAAAUAAGGUCAAGUUUUUAAAAGUUUCCGCUAAAUCAGAAAAUAAACCUCAAGAUCAAACAUUUUUGAUCGAAAUUCGUCAUGAAUUGAUUAUAAGUGCUGGCGCAUAUCAAACACCACAGUUAUUAAUAAUUUCAGGUUUAGGCGAUCGUGCGAAUUUAGAAAAAUUUAAUGUAACUUCUAAUGCACAAUUACCUAAUUUACCUAUGGUCGGUCAACAAUUGCAUGAUCACUUAAUCAUUCCUUUAUUUGUGAGUAUAGAACAAGUGGGCCCUACAGUAAAUCAAAGGGCUUUAUUGAAUCCUCUAACUUGGCUUAAGUAUAUAUUUAUGGGUGGUGGACAUUUGGGUAAUUUUGGAGUAUUGGGUUUUAUUGAUAACACAGAGGGCCCUAUCAGUGAUCAUUAUAGUUUAACCUUGUUUGGGGUGGGAGCUGUAGAUGAAAGAGCUUUUAUGGUCAUUUCAAAUUUUAAAAGAAAUGACUUUAGAGGUUUAUUUCCACGUUAUCACAAUACUAGUCAGGAAGGCUUUGUAAUUAAUUCGGCUUGCUUACAACCUUUAUCAAGGGGCACUGUAAAAAUAGAUGAUUUAAAUAUACGAAAGAAGCCAAUUAUUGAUCCAAAUUACCUUAAUAAGGCAGAGGAUAUAAAUUGUACAAUAAAAGCAAUAAGGGCGGCGGUCGAGGUGAUUACCUCGAACAGCUUUUCCAAAUUGGGUGUACAAAUUCAUUGGCCUCGUUUGAAAGGGUGUGUUAACUACGGACCAUUUGAAAACGACUUCCAUUCUAACCAACCAAGCGACGACUAUCUAGAGUGCAUUAUACGUCACGUGGGCUUAAGUUCUCAUCAUCCAGCCGGUACUUGUGCUAUGGGGCUUAACAGUACGAAUAGUGUUGUGGAUUCUCAGUUCAGAGUUCAUGAUAUAAAAAACUUACGCAUAAUUGAUGCCAGCGUUUUGCCGACACCUGUAUCAGGAAAUCCGAAUUCAAUUAUUGUCGGAAUGGCUGUACGUGGUAAACAUGCGUUUUCCAAGGUUCUGAAAUUGUACGAGAACCGCUCACAGGAAUCCUAAAUAGCAAUGAGGCGUAAUUGAUAAGUCCGCGCCGUCACCAUUGGUCUUAUAUAUCUGCAAUACAAUGUUUGCUGUCUUUACAACAAUUCCUAUUUCUUAAGAAGAAAUUUAUUGGUGGCU
Glossina fuscipes is the source of this 2008-nucleotide messenger RNA. RefSeq names its product neither inactivation nor afterpotential protein G (gene ninaG). Gene Ontology annotation, molecular function: oxidoreductase activity, acting on CH-OH group of donors; flavin adenine dinucleotide binding. The record is from RefSeq and is a predicted model, not a curated record. NCBI's taxonomy places the organism in Eukaryota, Metazoa, Arthropoda, Insecta, Diptera, Glossinidae. The coding region runs from base 59 to 1888 and encodes 609 amino acids. The transcript is spliced from 7 exons.